GUGAACCCCCAAAACAAAACAAAAAAAAAUCCCCAAAUCCGAAUCUACGAAUCUCCGUCUCCUCCGUCGCAAUUUCCGAGGCGCAGACACAGUUAGAGAGAGAGAGAGAAUCACACCGAUGGACUCCGCAACCACGGUUAGUGGUAUCCCUCCGGCACCGACAACCACCACUGAUGAAAAUCUCCAAUCGAGCGAGUCAUCAUCACCAGCCGACGCAGUGAAUCGAUUGAUCCACGCCGUAACGCAGCGGCAACAACAUCUCCUCGACAAAACUGUGCCUCACGUUCUCUAUCGAUGGAUCGUAUGUCUCUGCGUCGUAUUGAUCUACUUUAUCCGCGUUUACUUUGUGGAAGGCUUCUACAUCAUCACUUACGCCAUCGGAAUCUACCUUUUGAACCUCAUCAUUGCUUUCUUAUCUCCUCAAGAAGAUCCUGAGGCUUCUCUUACCACCGGUGGUACUCUUCCUACUCGUAGAUCCGAUGAGUAUCGACCUUUCGUUCGCCGUCUCCCUGAGUUCAAAUUCUGGUUAUCGAUCAUAAGGGCAUUCACAAUUGGGUUUAUGAUGACGUUCUUCGAGGUGUUUGAUGUACCUGUGUUCUGGCCAAUACUUCUUUUCUACUGGGUGAUGUUGUUUUUCUUGACGAUGAGGAAACAGAUACAACAUAUGAUCAAAUACAGAUAUGUCCCUUUCUCUUUUGGGAAAAAGCAGUAUGGAAAGAAAUCAGCUCCAACAGAGAGCAGUGAAUGAAUCAAUGGAAAACUGUUCAGGUCAGCAAUUUCAAGUCUUUUGAGAGAGAAAGUAGCAGUUUUAAAAGGUCGGUCUUUUGUUUUCUUUUGGAUCGCUUACAAAUAUCUUUGUUAGGGAUGAAAGUAGAGAGAUAGACUCUCGUAGCCUGUGUCUCUAGGCAGAUUUUGCUUUUUUUUUUUUAUCAUCCUGACUAUUUUUUACUGGUUUCACCUGAUGAACAACAAUGUAUCUUAUCUGUUACAUCUCUUUCAACGAGAAUAAUAAUGUUUUGUACUUUAUACUUUUUGUAAUCAUCAUGGUUGAAACGUAGAUAAA
Camelina sativa (false flax) is the source of this 1063-nucleotide messenger RNA. RefSeq names its product protein RER1C. The record is from RefSeq and is a predicted model, not a curated record. Gene Ontology annotation, biological process: protein retention in ER lumen; retrograde vesicle-mediated transport, Golgi to endoplasmic reticulum. Gene Ontology annotation, cellular component: Golgi membrane. Lineage: Eukaryota; Viridiplantae; Streptophyta; Magnoliopsida; Brassicales; Brassicaceae.